AUGGUCCCUAUAGUCUCUAAAGUUGGCGGACCACCGAUACUGUCUGCCAUGCAACUCAAGAAAGGGUUCAAGAAGGGAGAGACUACAUAUUUGGCUCUAUUACAAGAGGAGUCAACAUCUGAAAGAGAAGACGUUCCUCCCAAAAUCAAGGAAGUCCUUGAAGAAAAUAAGGAUGUGAUGCCUCCCGAGUUGCCAAAACAACUACCACCUAGGAGGAAGGUGGACCACAAGAUUGAAUUGGAGUUAGGAGCAAAGCAGCCCGCCCCAACACCUUAUAGGAUGGCACCGCCAGAACUCGAUGAGUUAAAGAAGCAACUCAAGGAUUUGCUAGAUGCUGGAUUCAUCCAUCCAUCGAAGGCACCUUAUGGCGCACCAGUCUUGUUCCAAAAGAAGCAUGAUGGUUCAUUGAGACUAUGCAUCGACUAUCGAGCACUUAACAAGAUCUUGCGAGAGAAUAACCUAUAUGUGAAGAAGGAAAAGUGUUCCUUUGCAAGGGACGAAGUCCACUUCUUGGGACACAUCAUUAAAGAUGGAACUCUCUGCAUGGAUCAAGGAAAAGUGAAGGCUAUCAAAGAGUGGGAACCUCCAAACAAGGUAUUUGAAUUGAGGUCAUUCUUUGGGUUGGCUAAUUACUAUCGGAGGUUUAUCAAGGGAUACUCCGCCAAGGCUGCACCAUUAACUGAUCUUCUUAAGAAGAACCACUCUUGGGAAUGGUCAAAAGAGUGUCAAAAGGUUUUUGAUGAGUUGAAGGCUGCUAUCACAGAAGGACCAGUACUAGCACUACCCGACUACUCAAAGGUGUUUGAAGUCCACAUUGAUGCUUCUGACUACGCUAUUGGAGGAGUUCUGAUGCAAGAAGGACAUCCUAUUGCCUUUGAGAGUCGCAAGUUGAAUGAUACAGAGAGGCGAUACACUGUCCAAGAGAAGGAGAUGACCGCAGUGGUGUAUUGUCUGAGAACUUGGCGCCACUACUUGCUUGGUUCACACUUCAUCGUCAAGACAGACAAUGUGGCUACAACCUACUUCCAAACUCAAAAGAAGUUAAGCUCCAAACAAGCUAGGUGGCAAGACUUCUUAGCUGAGUUUGAUUUCGAAUUCGAAUACAAGACAGGCAAGACUAAUGUGGUAGCAGAUGCACUGAGUCGCAAGGCUGAGUUAGCGGCCAUUUCUAUGGUUGAAGGAGAUAUUAUGCAUAUCAUCAAGGAAGGGUUGCAUCACGAUCCAUUAGCCAAGAAGUUGAUGGAGUUGGCUAAAGAAGAGGAAGCAGCACGACUAUUCUUCAAGAAUGUGGUGAAGUACUGGGGAUUGCCUAAGAGCAUCAUUAGUGAUCGAGAUCCACACUUCACAAGACGACUAUGGACAGAGCUGUUCAAACUCCUUAGGUCGGAGCUUCAUUUCUCAACAAGCUUCCAUCCUCAAACCGAUGGGCAGACUGAGAGAGUGAAUGCCUUACUUGAGUGUUACUUGAGGAAUUUUGUAAGCGCUAAUCAGAAGGAUUGGACAAAACUCCUAGACAUUGCUCAAUUCUCAUACAAUCUGCAAAGGAGUGAGUCUACAGGGAAGAGCCCAUUUGAGAUUGUGACUGGACAACAGCCGCUUACACCUCACUCUCUUUCUUCCUCUUACUCAGAGAAGAGCCCUGGAGUUUAUCAUAUGAUUAAGUCAUUGGAAGAACAAGCAGAUGUCACUCGUUCUUACCUCGACAAAGCUGCCAAAAGGAUGAAGAAAUGGGCAGAUAAGAAGAGGAGGCAUGCAAGCUAUCAAGUGGGAGACAAGAUCAUUGGACUUGUUGGAGAGGCUGCUUACAAAGUACAACUCCCUCCCUUUAUGAAGAUCCACCCGGUCUUCCAUGUGAGUAUGCUUAAACCAUAUCAUGGUCAUGGAGACCAAGACGAACCGAGUAGAGGUGACUCAAGUCGCGCUCCGCCCGUGGUAAUUAGAUCCUUUGAUAAAGAAAUCGAAGAGAUCUUAGCUAAUCGCAUUGUGCGACGAAGAGGGGUGCCACCAAGUAUCCAAUACUUGAUCAAGUGGAAAGGGCUCCCGAUAACCGAAGCUAGCUGGGAAACUCGCGAAGAUCUGUGGCAAUUCCAAGAACACCUAGAGCGCUAUCAUGAACAGAACGCGACGAGGACGUCUGCGCAUUAG
Arachis ipaensis is the source of this 2145-nucleotide messenger RNA. NCBI's taxonomy places the organism in Eukaryota, Viridiplantae, Streptophyta, Magnoliopsida, Fabales, Fabaceae. The record is from RefSeq and is a predicted model, not a curated record.